Echinops telfairi (small Madagascar hedgehog) is the source of this 2657-nucleotide messenger RNA. It is a transcript of the gene ARHGEF15, whose product is annotated as Rho guanine nucleotide exchange factor 15. Gene Ontology annotation, biological process: activation of GTPase activity. The transcript has 16 exons. NCBI's taxonomy places the organism in Eukaryota, Metazoa, Chordata, Mammalia, Afrosoricida, Tenrecidae. Gene Ontology annotation, molecular function: guanyl-nucleotide exchange factor activity. Bases 232 to 2631 code for a protein of 799 amino acids. The record is from RefSeq and is a predicted model, not a curated record.
GCUUCCUCUGCGGAGAUCCCAAUCGGUUCCCGUCCCAGAAACAAACACCCGGAGUCUUCGACAUGCGGCCCACUGCACUCCCAGCUCCAAGGCGCUGCCAGGACAGGGCGAAAAUAGAAGUGGCUUCAGAAAAUGAUAAAGGCCCGGGAGGUGACUGAGAGCGGAGUGGAGGGAACUCCAGGGGGAUGACUUCUGCACAGUGCCUCAUUCUCCUGAAGAGUUCUGAGAAAGAUGUCAGCCCAGCCCCUGCCCACAGCAACACCCCCCACCCAGAAGCCCCCUCGGAUCAUCCGCCCUCGCCCUCCUUCUCGCUCCCGGGGGGCCGCCCAGACCUCAGGGCUCCCCCACAAUGGCUCCUCCCCACAAGAGCUGCGCCCCACCUCCAUCGAUGCACUGAACCAGAUGUGCACUCCCAUCUUCUGGGAGCCCCCAGCGGCAUCCCUCAAGCCCCCUGCCCUUCUGCCUCCUCCAGCUUCUAAAGCCAGCCUUGACCCCCCAGCUUCCCCAGAGUCAUCUUCCAGCACCCCCAGCCCAGUGUCCCGACGCUCUGUCUCCCCAGAAACUGUUCCCCGGCCUCUGUCUCCGAUCCCCCCUCCAAAGCCCUCCGGGUCACCUCGCACCCCUCUGCCCCUGCCCUCUGGGACCCCGCCCCAAGAUGGCUCUGCCUCUGCCCCUGGCACUGUGCGGAGGCUGGCGGGCAAGUUUGAGUGGGCGCCUGGUGGUAGGGGCCCGCCGGCCGAUGCCCUAGAGCUGGAAUCUCAAAGUGGAGUGGAUGUGAAUGAGGAGAGAGAGGCUCCCCAGAGCUUCCUCAGCGGACGUGGGCCUCAGGAGAACGGACCUUCGGAUGUCUCCCUGGUCUGCCCUCCCUGUUGCCCCUGUGCGUGCCACGCAGCCCGGCCUGGCCUGGAGCUCCGAUGGGUGCCUGUGCGGGCCUGUGAGGAAGGCCCCAGGGCCCCCUGUCGGGCCUCCCCACUGCGGACCUCUCGUUCUCGCUCCAGCGCCCCAAACAACAGCCACCCCCCAGUCGUCCUCACAUCCUACCGCUCCACAGCGGAGCGGAAACUCCUGCCGCCCCUCAAGCCCCCUAAACCAGCUCAUGCCAUCGUCCCUGGGGACCUCCCACAGUCAGACUUUGAUCUGCCCUCUGAAGAUGGGAUUCAAACAGGGGACAGUCCUGAGGAAGCACCUUGCAACACUUCUUCAGUAAUCAUGGAGGCCAGGGAUGAAGAGGGGCUGGAGGGGCUGAAGGAACAGAACUGGGAGCUGCCCCUGCAGGACGAACCCCUGUACCAGACAUAUCGAGCCGCUGUCCUCUCAGAGGAGCUGUGGGGGGGGGGUGAGGGCGGGAGCCCGCUGCCCACAAACCCUGGAGACGCCCCCUCAUUGUCACGGCUCCCUGGACCUCGCAACACACUGUGGCAGGAGCUUCCGGCUGUUCGUGACAGCGGCCUACUGGAGACCCUGAGCUCCCAGGAGAGGCGCAUGCAAGAGAGCCUGUUUGAAGUGGUGACAUCUGAGGCCUCCUACCUGCGCUCUCUGCGGCUGCUGACCGACACCUUUGUGCUUAGCCAGGCACUCCGGGACACGCUCACCCCUCGGGACCACCACACCCUCUUCUCCAAUGUGCAGCGAGUCCAGGGCGUCAGCGAGCGGUUUCUAGGGACAUUACUGUCCCGGGUGCGCUCCUCUCCCCACAUCAGUGACCUGUGUGACGUGGUGCACACCCACGCCGUGGGCCCUUUCUCAGUGUAUGUGGAUUAUGUCCGGAACCAGCAGUACCAGGAGGAGACCUACAGCCGCCUCCUGGACACGAACCUACGCUUCUCUGCGGAGCUGCGGCGGCUGCAGAGCCUCCCCAAGUGCGAGCGGCUCCCGCUCCCGUCCUUCCUGCUGCUGCCCUUCCAGCGCAUCACCCGGCUGCGCAUGCUGCUGCAGAAUAUCCUGAACCAAACAGAGGAGGGCUCCAGCCGCCAGGAGAACGCCCAGAAGGCCCUUGGUGCUGUCAGCAAGAUCAUUGAGCGGUGCAGCGCCGAGGUGGGGCGCAUGAAGCAGACAGAGGAGCUGAUCCGGCUCACCCAAAGGCUGCGCUUCCACAAAGUCAAGGCCCUGCCCUUGGUCUCCUGGUCUAGGCGCCUGGAGCUGCAGGGGGAGCUGACGGAGCUGGGGUGCCGCAGGGGUGGCGUACUCUUCCCCUCGCGCCCCCGCUUCACCCCCCUCUGCCUGCUGCUCUUCAGUGACCUGCUGCUCAUCACGCAGCCCAAGAGUGGGCAGCGGCUGCAGGUGCUGGACUAUGCCCAUCGCUCCCUGGUCCAGGCCCAGCAGGUUCCAGACCCCUCUGGACCGCCCACAUUCAGACUCUCCCUUCUCAGCAACCACCAGGGCCGGCCCACCCACCGGCUCCUCCAAGCUUCAUCCCUAUCAGACAUGCAGCGCUGGCUGGGAGCCUUCCCUACGCCAGGUCCCCUUCCCUGCUCCCCAGACACCAUCUAUGAGGACUGUGAAUGUUCCCAGGAACUGGGUUCAGAGCCUUCUACACCUGUCAAGACAGAGGGACGGAGUCUGGGCUCUAGGAGUCCCCCCAAGCCCCUGCACAAGGGUCCUGAAGGUGAGAGAUGGAUAUUUGGUCAUUAAAUGAAUAUUUAUUAAGCACCAACUGA